Molecule: messenger RNA, 2198 nt
Organism: Hevea brasiliensis (rubber tree)
Lineage: Eukaryota; Viridiplantae; Streptophyta; Magnoliopsida; Malpighiales; Euphorbiaceae
Product: protein NRT1/ PTR FAMILY 7.1
Exons: 6
Coding region: 110-1942 (610 amino acids)
Biological process (GO): transmembrane transport
Cellular component (GO): membrane
Molecular function (GO): transmembrane transporter activity
Source: RefSeq, a predicted model, not a curated record
UUCUCAACCCUUUCUUCUUCUUUUGGUUUAUUUCUUCUCUUUGUGAGUGUUCUUCCUUUGGAUAUCAUUGAUCUUUCUAGCUAGUUAUAGUGAACUGAAGAACCCUUCAAUGGCUACCAUGGAUAUGCUCAACUCCACCAACGAGGUUGCGCUAAAGGUGAGAGAAGACAAUAUUAGUUCUACAGAUGCUACAACUGUGAAUAGAAACAGCAAUGAAAGUUCACAGAGAAAAGCUGCUCUUAAAAUUAAGAAUUCCCUCAUUUGGAAGAGCUCGGGAGGGUGGAAGGCUGCAAGCAUCUUGCUAGCGAAUCAAGGCCUGGCUACUCUAGCUUUCUUCGGAGUUGGUGUUAAUUUGGUUUUGUUCUUAACAAGAGUUCUUGGUCAAGACAAUGCUGUUGCUGCAAAUAACGUAAGCAAGUGGACUGGCACAGUCUAUAUGUGUUCUCUUAUUGGAGCUUUCCUCAGUGAUUCAUACUGGGGCCGUUACUUGACCUGUGCACUUUUUCAGCUUAUCUUUGUUGUGGGGUUGCUUCUCUUAUCGCUGUCGUCUUCGAUUUUCUUGAUCAAACCGAAUGGCUGUGGUGAUGAGGUAGUAGCUUGCACGCCAGCAUCGCCCGUUGGUGUAGCAAUAUUCUACUUAUCAAUAUACUUAGUAGCCUUUGGAUAUGGUGGACACCAACCCACUAUAGCUACAUUUGGAGCAGACCAAUUUGAUGAGCAGAAACCUAAAGAAAAGAGUUCAAAAGCAGCUUUCUUCUGCUACUUCUACUUUGCACUCAACUUUGGAUCUUUAUUCUCAAACACCAUUUUGGUAUACUAUGAAGAUUCUGGUGAAUGGACACUUGGGUUCCUGGCAUCAUUAGGCUCUGCAGUCAUAGCCUUAGUAUCAUUUUUACUGGGGAGUCCUGGGUACAGGUACACAAUACCCUGUGGCAACCCUUUGCCUCGAGUUGCUCAGGUAUUUGUAGCUUCAGCUAGGAAAUGGGAUGUUAUUCCUUCUAAUGCUGAUCAACUGUAUGAAGUAGAAGGACCAGAAUCUGCAAUCAAAGGAAGCAGAAAGAUUCUUCACAGUAAUGGGUUCGAGUUCUUGGACAAGGCAGCAACCAUGACAGAGGAUGAUCUGAUGCACCAAAAUGAUCCAUGGAGGCUCUGCACUGUAACUCAAGUUGAGGAGGCCAAAUGUGUCCUAAAAAUGUUACCUAUUUGGCUAUGCACUAUAAUUUACUCGGUUGUCUUCACACAGAUGGCUUCCCUCUUUGUUGAGCAAGGAGAUGUCAUGAGCUCUAAUUUUGGAAAGUUUCACCUCCCAGCAGCUAGCAUGUCUGCUUUUGAUAUCUGCAGUGUCCUUAUUUGCACUGGAAUUUAUCGCCAAAUCCUGGUGCCCUUAGCAGAAAAGUUAAGCGGCAAUCCUAAAGGCUUAACUGAGCUUCAAAGAAUGGGAAUUGGGCUCAUUAUUGGAAUGUUUGCAAUGGUUGCAGCAGCUGCCACUGAGAUUGAGAGGCUCAAACAUGUUACUCCAGGCCAAAGGAUAAGCUCUUUAAGCAUAUUUUGGCAAAUCCCACAAUAUGUACUUGUGGGUGCUUCAGAGGUUUUCAUGUAUGUAGGUCAGCUAGAGUUCUUUAAUGGGCAAGCACCAGAUGGGAUAAAAAGCUUUGGAAGCUCACUUUGCAUGGCUUCAAUCUCUCUUGGAAACUAUGUCAGUAGCUUGCUGGUUAAUAUGGUAAUGGGGAUUACAGCUAGAGGUAAGAAGCCUGGAUGGAUCCCAGAUGACUUGAACAAAGGCCAUAUGGACAGAUUCUACCUCCUGAUUGCAGUGCUUACAGCUUUUGAUUUUGUCAUCUAUUUGUUCUGUGCAAAUUGGUACAAGCCUAUCAAUCUCCAAGGAAGUGAGAAGGAAACUGAAAUGGAGAAACAAGAAGGUGAUGUGCUGGCAAGAAUUUGAUACUGAUGAAAUGGAGGGGCCAAAUCAAUUAGAUCAAGUCUUCUUUCUCUUUGUGCAAGUAUCAUUCUAAUAAGCAAUUGUUUAGGAUGAUCUCCAUUUCUGCAAGAAGGAAGCAUGACCUUUGUUUCUUAGGGAUGAUUGCUUUCUUCUCAGGAUACAUAGUAGGAUUUGAUAUGUUGUCAAGUUUGGUUAUGUUUGUUUUUCAAGCUUGAAGUUUCAUGGAGGUUAACAGUGGAAUGCAUAUUUUUCUUAUAUA